This is a messenger RNA of Amphiprion ocellaris (clown anemonefish), 1912 nucleotides long. It is a transcript of the gene caln2, whose product is annotated as calneuron 2. Lineage: Eukaryota; Metazoa; Chordata; Actinopteri; Pomacentridae. Bases 1013 to 1735 code for a protein of 240 amino acids. The record is from RefSeq and is a predicted model, not a curated record. Gene Ontology annotation, molecular function: calcium ion binding. The transcript is spliced from 6 exons.
UGAGUGUGUCACCUCUGAGUUGGUGUGUUAAAGGUGAUAAAGGUGAUUAGAGCGUCCCUGUGGCGGCCGCAGAGCCGCGCAGGAGACUGCACCUGUUGUGAUCUGUGUGGAUGUGCGGGGCGUGUGCGCGCCUUGGAUAUAUAGACCUCAGUCUGCUGUGCUGUUUUAAUGGCUGACAAACUCAAACCAUAGAGAUGUGAGUGUGUGUGUCUGUGAGUGUUUGCAUUUAGUGCCACGACUGUUCCAACUGUUUCUCAAAAUCUCUUUCCAGCUGCUUGUGUGCGCGUCAGUGCGCGCUGUGCGGGUUUGAUUGGGUGAUUAUAGGUCCAUCACACACGCGCCAUAAGUGUAAUUACAGUAUAAUUGUUUCAACACGCAGCGGGGUGUAAAGCACUCCAUCACACACUAUAUACAUCAUGCUUGGUGGCUUUAUCAGCCUGUUCACUCAGCCUGUUUGCCUAUUGGUUCUGAUAAAUGGGGACUGGCUGCAGUCUGAAGCCCAAUUGUAUUCGUUCUCGUUGCCAGAUGCUCUCAAAGUCCACAGUCAUAAAGCAUGAUGGCCAAAUCUGUCACCUGCCUCGCACACAUUCAUCAUCGGAAACCCUGGAGGGGAGCCGCCUGUGGAUGGGAGCGGAUGGUGGGGAGCUGUAUUGUGGUUUUUUAAAUUAUAUAUAUAUAUUCUCGGACACCCCAUCCUCGGUGCGGUGAGAGUGACAUGUAGCAGCAGCUUGGAGCGUCAGGCGGUCUGAGUCCAGCUGCGCUCCAACCGCCGCUGCAGAUCCGCGCAACGUGGCAAAACCAUCAGGGGGUGUCCAGUUCCUUAUUCCCCCCACGUCGGGUGGGACUCUUUUAACUUCCAGGGCGCGUCUUUCAGACCUCCUGACAGAAGAUCAAAGGCUCACAUCUCCGGUGGCUGGACUGGUGGUGAAGCUCCACAGCAGCCGAGCGGGUCAGACACUGCGCACUGGAUGACCCAGGCUGAACUCCAGGAGAGGAGGCUGUAGGCGACAGGAUGGACAGCCCAUCCAGCGCCUCUGUUGUGGAAUCGUUGUUAGAAGGCAGCAUUGAUGGGGAGAAGAUGCCAUUCCACCAUGUGCGGGCGGGCCUGCUCUAUCCAGACAACUAUCUGAGCAGCUCCCUGACGGAAGGCAGCGAAGCCUUCCAGCUCACCAGCAUCUCCACAGAGGAGCUGGGAGAGAUCCGUGAGGCGUUUCGUGUUUUGGAUCGUGAUGGGAAUGGUUUCAUCUCUAAACAGGAGCUGGGAAUGGCCAUGCGCUCCCUGGGUUACAUGCCCAGUGAAGUGGAGCUGGCUAUCAUCAUGCAGAGACUGGACAUGGAUGGGGACGGCCAGGUGGACUUUGAGGAGUUCAUGACGAUACUGGGGCCCAAGCUGCUAUCAUCCGACAACAGAGAAGGAUUCCUGGGCAACACCAUCGACAACAUCUUCUGGCAGUUUGACAUGCAGCAGCUGUCUCUGGAUGAGCUGAAGCAGGUGCUGUUCCACGCCUUCCGGGACCACCUGACAAUGAAGGACAUAGAGAACAUCAUCAUCACCGAGGAGGAGAGCCUCAAUGAAACCUCAGGGAACUGCCCUGAGUACGAGGGAGUCCAUCCCAAGAAGAAGAAUCGGCAGACGUGUGUCAGAAAAAGCCUGAUCUGCGCCUUCGCUAUGGCUUUCAUCAUCAGUGUCAUGCUUAUCGCAGCCAAUCAGAUGCUGCGGAACGGCAUGGAGUAACCAAUUGCACUGUGAGCAUGGGGAGUGGACAGAACAGCCAUGACCUCACAUCUUGUCUUUGCAGCCAAAGCUGGACCAGCCACAACCCCAGCACUUCUCGAAACAAUCAGUUGAGUUUUUUUCUUUGUAUGUUUUUAAGUUUAAUUUGAACCUACCUUAUAGUAAAAAAAAAAAUAA